Molecule: messenger RNA, 908 nt
Organism: Truncatella angustata
Lineage: Eukaryota; Fungi; Ascomycota; Sordariomycetes; Amphisphaeriales; Sporocadaceae
Exons: 2
Coding region: 363-908 (181 amino acids)
Source: RefSeq, a predicted model, not a curated record
UACCGAUAAUCCUAUUUUGUAUUGAAUUGUCUAACUUGGAAUGUUUUAAAUGCUUCAAAGCGUGGGAUGACAAUUCUAAUUUUGCCAUCAAGCAUCACCAUCGAAAGGGUUUCUUACAUAGGUAAACAAGGUAUUUCCGAGUCAAGUUCUUCUAUUCUACGUCAACUGGCCGAGCACACCAUAUUGUACACAUCGUACUAUCUCGCUCUUUCUUGUCCAGUCGAACAUGCGAGGAAAGUCUCAGCUAUAUUUUUUUCCCAUUCCUGUUACCGACUAGAGUACUAUAGUUAUUCAGAAAGGUGCCUCUGAUUACUCAUUACGCACGGCUAUCUACCGUUGGCCAGUACUUGGCAUUCAGCCUGAUGGCUCUCGGCCCGCCAGGGAACCCACCCAAUGUUCGAUCGCAGGAUGAGCGGCAGCGUGUGAUCUUGGGGCUGAGGCGAUGGGCAGAGGACUUUGAGACGACAUUGAGAUCUAUUGCCCGAGACGAGCGAUACGCUCCGAGCAGCUCAAGCUCCGGCUCGCUGUAUGCGCCGACGACUUAUGCAGGCAACAGCCGGUCACCGCGCGUGCCUCGAACAAGACUCAAACGCUGGGCUCAGGAAGAGGACCGUCCAGAUGUGCAGCCAAGAUUCAAGGACCGAGACGACGAGUCUUCGUCGGAUGAGUCCUCGCCUCCGACGCCGGACAGCCCGACACCGUCUGAGCCGCGGUCGAGUAGUCAGAGCCAAGGCCCACGGCGCAGCCAGCGCAUUCUGGGGCGAGCGCCGCGCGGGGAAGCUUCACAAGAGCGACAGUACUGCACACAGCGAUGCCUUCUAGGACUAGUCAGAAAAGGUCGCCUUGACGCAAAGUGUCCCAACAUUCUCUUACACCGGCAGGCUAAGCUACAGCUGCUGAUCAUCUGA